This is a messenger RNA of Lemur catta (Ring-tailed lemur), 4514 nucleotides long. Its product is annotated as integrin alpha-X-like. Gene Ontology annotation, biological process: integrin-mediated signaling pathway; cell-matrix adhesion; cell adhesion mediated by integrin. Gene Ontology annotation, cellular component: external side of plasma membrane; integrin complex. The record is from RefSeq and is a predicted model, not a curated record. Lineage: Eukaryota; Metazoa; Chordata; Mammalia; Primates; Lemuridae. Gene Ontology annotation, molecular function: integrin binding.
AUGGUGGGCGAACCCAACCUGGAGGGCGAGGUCAGGGCCACGCAGGCAAGACGCAGCGAGGGCCUGGAGGGCGGGCGCAGGUCAGAUGAGUGGAGAAUGCAGCUCUCUCAGCCUGCCCAGAGCCCGCUGCAGCUGCUGCCUGAGGCCUCUCGGGGCAGAGCCUGCUGCACCCAGUGCCAGAGGCCCCAAGCCGGGACUGGGGUGAAGCUAGGAGCAAAGGCUCUGCCUGAGAGCCCUGAGGCCGGGGCCAUGCGGAUGCGGUGCAACCCAACCUGGAGUGCAGGCUCGGGCCAAGCAGGCUGCAGGCUGCCUCCCAGGCACACGGGUCCCGUGGAUGCCACGUCAGAUGUGCAGAGGUUGCAGCCCUCCCCUCCCCACCCAGAACCCGCCGAAGUGGUCGCCCAGAGCCCUUCAGGCUUAGCAUCUUCCCCCUGCUUCAACUUGGACGCAGAGCAGCCGACAACCUUCCGCAUGGACAGUGCUGGGUUUGGACACGGUGAGGUCCAGUCCGCCCACUCCUGGUGGGGGCUCCCAUCACUCCCCUACCUGCGCAUGGCUGUCUUCCCCGCAAUGCCCCCGUUAUUUGCAAACCUUCUUCUCUGUCUGGUGCGGGUUGUGGUUGGAGCCCCCCAGGAGAUAAAGGCUGCCGGCCAAACAGGCGGCCUCUACCAGUGUGACUACAGCGAGCCCACCCGCCUGCAGGUCCCCCCAGAGGCUGUGAACAUGUCCCUGGGCCUGUCCCUGGCAGCUGCCACCAGCCCCUCCCAGAUGCUGGUGAGCCUGUGGCCCACCAUGUACUGUGCAUGCAGGGACAGCGUGCACUUGACUGGGUUCUGCUUCUUGCUGGCUCCCGGCUCCCGGCUGCCCUGCAGGGUGAGCGUUCUGGGCCUCCAGUGUCCAAGACAGAAGCAUGACAUUGUAUUCCUGAUCGGUGGCUCGGGAAGCAUCUCCUCUGACAAUGUCAUGAAUAACUUCCUGACGAGCCAGUUCCAGAGGCCCAGCGCCCAGUUCUCCCUGAUGCAGUUCUCCAGCACAUUCCGGACACGCUUCACGUUCAACGACUUCAUGCACAGUUUACACCCCCUAAGCCUGCUGGAUUCCGCACGCCCGCUGGGAGGAGCCCUCACAGCCACAGCCAUCCAGUCCUGUGAAAACCAACCGUUCACUGCUUCAAGUGGGGGCCACAAGGGUGCCACCAAGGUCCUCAUCUUCAUCACCAACGAGAAACUGGGCGACCGCCUGGAUCACAGGGAUGUCAUCGCUGAGGCUGAGGCGGCAGGUGUCAUCCGCUUCGCGAUUGGGGUCGGAUCGGCUUUUCAAAAUAUGCAUGCCCGGAAAGAAUGAACCAACAUUGCUUCGAAGCCGUCCCACGAACACAUACUUGAGGUGGAGAACUUCGCUGCUCGGAGAGAUGUUCAGAAGCAGCUGAAGGAGAAGAUCUUUGCCACGGACGGCCCGGAGACCACAAGCAGUAGUUCUUUGCAAUUGGAGAUGUCCCAGGAGGGCUUCGGCUCUGCGUUCACACCCGAUGGACCGGUUCUGGGGGCUGUGGGGAGCUUCAGCUGGGCCGGAGGUGCCUUCCUGUACUCCCCAAACAUGAAUCCCACCUUCAUCAACAUGUCUCAGGAGAAUGUGAACAUGACGGACUCUUACCUGGGUUACUCCAGCGAGCUGGCCCUGUGGAAGGGGGUGCAGAGCCUGGUCCUGGGGCCCCCCCGCCAUCAGCACACCGGGAAGGUUGUCAUCUUCACCCAGGAGUCCGGGCAGUGGAGGCCGAAGGCCGAAGUCGCAGGGGCCCAGAUCGGCUCCUACUUCGGGGCCUCCCUCUGCUCCGUGGACGUGGACGGAGACGGCGGCACCGACCUGGUCCUCAUCGGGGCCCCCCACUACUACGAGCAGACCCGGGGGGGCCAGGUGUCUGUGUGCCCCCUGCCCCAGGGGCCGAGCAGGUGGCAGUGUGAAGUCAUUCUCCACGGGCAGCAGGGCCACCCCUGGGGCUGUUUUGGGGUGGCUCUGACAGUGCUGGGGGAUGUGAAUGGGGACAAGCUGACGGACGUGGCCAUCGGGGCCCCGGGAGAGCAGGAGAAGCGGGGUGCUGUCUACCUGUUUCAUGGCGCCCCAGGACUCGGCAUCAGCUCCUCCCACAGCCAGCUCUGGGCACCUCCUGUGCCCGACACACGUCAGCUCCCCAGCUGGGGGCCAGGGCGCCAGCUACAGCCUCAACCACUUCAUCUUCCGUGGAGGCUCCCAGGUCAGCCUGGCUUCCCCCCACCCCACCCCGCCCUGUCCUACUCCCCUGUGACACCCCUCCCCACCCACCGGUUCCUGCCUGUCCCUCGGAUCACCUUCCUGGCUGCUUCUGACGCCUCCCCCGCUGUGCUGGGAGACCGGCUGCUGCCGACAGCCAGCGUGGGCAGAACCAGCACGACCACCGCCCAGCUGGAGCUCUGGUGCAGCCCGCCAUCGGCCAUCUGUGCAGGUGCCCCGCUGCGGCUUCGAAAGGGUCCUUCUCCAUCACCCCCUGGGGGCUGGGUCUCACCCCUGCCGCAGCAUCUGGGGUGUUUCAGGUUUUAUCAUCAUCCUUUCAAGUGGCAGAUGAUACUGCUAGCGCGCUUAUUAGUCAACAAGUGUUUAUCUCUGUGCUGUGUCCCAUGUGCCCCCAGCAUCCUGCCUACCCACGAAGGACUGAAAGGAAAGCAGAGGUGCAGAGAGGGCCGGCCCUGGUCCUGUUCCCCUGCGGGUCAGUGGUGGAGCCCACAGCUCCAUUCGCUGCACCCCUGCACAGCCCCCAGCAGUCCUUUCUGCAGGCAGCUUCUGCAAGCACCUCGCACCCAUCCUGAAGCCCAGCCCUACUCCCUAAACCCUCCUUUAACCCAGGUCAGCCGCAGACCUCAUUCCAGGUCACCGCAAGGUCCCACUGACCACCUGUCCCCUCAUGCUCCAGCCAGAGCCUCCUCAGGAGGCCCCUGUACAGUCAAGCCCACUCGUGCCUCUCCUCUCUCCAGCCACGAGCAACCCACCAGGCCCCUCGACUUCUCUGCCUCAGAGGAGGAAAUCAGCGUGGCCAGGCACGUGGUGGAGGUGACCAACCUGGGACGGAGGGACCUACCUGUCAGCAUCAACUGCUGGGUGCCCGUGGGGCUGAACUGAGUGGCUGUGUGGACAGGCGAGGUCUCCCCUCCGCAGGGGCCCAAGGGCCACUGCUCUGUGGAGAGAACGGUUGCCCCGGAGUCUGACUUCCUGACUCACUUGCAGAACCCUGUGCUGGACUGCUCCAUUGCUGGCUGCCUGAGGUUCUGCUGUGACGUCCCCUCCUUCGGCAUCCAGGAGGAGCUUGACUUCAUCCUGAAGGGCAACCUCAGCUUCGGCUGGGUCAGCCAGACAUUGCGGAAGAAGGUGUUGGUCGUGAGUGUGGCCGAAAUCACGUUCGACAGGUCCGCGUAUUCCCAGCUUCCAGGACAGGAGGCGUUUAUGAGAGCCCAGAUGAAGAUGGUGCCGGAGGAGUAUGAGGUCCACAAGCCCGUCCUGCUCACGGUGGGCAGCUCGGGGGGUCUGCUGCUUCUGGCUCUCGUCACGCCGCACUGCACGAGGCGACUUGGCUUCUUCAGGCGGCAGUACGAGGAACUGAUGGAGGAAGCAGCAAAGAGACAGAUUGCCCCGGAAACGGGACCUCGGACCCCCUGCUUGCUCAGUGAGAAACUCCCUCCUGUUCUCCUUUGGAGCUGCCCUACCCUGAGUGGUUUCCUGGCUUUCUUAUUCUCACCUAUGUCAGGCCCAAGAAAGAGGAGACAUUCCACCCGAGGGGGGCUGGGGUCAGUCUGCUUUCUCUCUGUGGGAGAAUGUAGUGUUUUUGCACAGGGUGUCUUGCAUAGGAAGGGCCAUUUGUCUUGUCAAGGCUCCAGAUGGAAACCUUCAGGACAGGGUCCUUGCUGUGCCUCCUAGAGGACUGGACUUGGAAUUUCUACCAGGUACACGGACAGCAGCACCAGGCCCUGGUCUCUCUCCCUCCACUAGCCACCAGUGGUCUUUCUAAAGUACAGUACUGAGCAAGCCACUCGUCCUCAUCCAUGACUCUCAUGGUAAUGUCUGAACUCUGCAGCUUGAUGUUGGAAGCCCAGUCCCACCUCUAGAAGGUGGGCUCCAGAGCACACAGUGCAAGAUGGCCUGUCCCUCCUUGUCAUCCUCAUUGCUAGUGAAAUGCUGUCAGCAUCAGCUCUCAGCUUGGGGCUUUCAGUCCAGGUUUCCCAAACCAAACUGGGGAUGAAGCACCUGCACCUUGGCAUUUGCAAGGCUGGCUUCCUGCACUGGUCAGCACUGGUGGCUGGGAGGGAGGAGCAUCCCCUCGGGAGGGACAGUGCCCCAUGCUACUGCAGCUCAACCAGCUCCAGGGUCAGAAGGGCUCAGGUCGCUUCCAUUUUUCUGUGGCUUCCAAUAUAGUAAAUGAAGAAAUGCCAAAACAUGGUUAUUACAAAGUGUGUAUUUUAAAUGUUUGCCUUAAUAAAUUAAAACAUGCA